Molecule: messenger RNA, 5718 nt
Organism: Apus apus (common swift)
Lineage: Eukaryota; Metazoa; Chordata; Aves; Apodiformes; Apodidae
Gene: EPHA10
Product: EPH receptor A10
Exons: 17
Coding region: 1-3024 (1007 amino acids)
Biological process (GO): cell surface receptor protein tyrosine kinase signaling pathway; protein phosphorylation; axon guidance
Cellular component (GO): neuron projection; plasma membrane
Molecular function (GO): transmembrane-ephrin receptor activity; ATP binding; protein binding
Source: RefSeq, a predicted model, not a curated record
AUGGCGACGGCGCGCGGCGGCGGCGGGAUCCCCCGCGCGCUGCUGCUGCCGGUGCUGCUGCCGGUGCUGCUGCCGGUGCUGCUGCCGGUGCUGCCGGUGCUGCUGCCGGUGCUGCCGCGCGCCGCCGCCGAGCAGGUUGUCCUGCUGGACUCGAAGGAAUCGCAGGCGGAGCUGGGCUGGACCUCGCACCCGUCGAACGGGUGGGAAGAAAUCAGUGGUGUGGAUGAGAAUUACAAGCCGAUACGCACGUACCAGGUCUGCAAUGUGAUGGAGCCAAACCAGAACAACUGGCUGCAGACGGGCUGGAUUGCCAGGCGUGACGGCCAGCGGAUUUUCAUCGAGCUGAAGUUCACCCUGCGGGACUGCAACAGCAUCCCUGGCAUGACGGGCACCUGCAAGGAGACCUUUAAUCUGUACUACAUUGAGUCUGACUCCGACCUGGGCCGUAGUGUCCAUGAGAGCAAGCACACCAAGAUUGACACCAUUGCAGCUGAUGAGAGCUUCACGCAGGGGGAUUUGGGGGAGCGUAAGAUGAAGCUGAACACCGAGCUGAGGGAGAUCGGGCACCUGAGCAAGAGAGGCUUCCACCUGGGCUUCCAGGACGUGGGUGCCUGUGUGGCACUAGUCUCUGUGCGGGUCUAUUACAAGAAGUGCCUGGCCACGGUGCAGAACUUGGCCAUGUUCCCGGACACAGUGGCAGAAACAGCCUUCGCCACUUUGGUGGAAGUUAAGGGCACUUGUGUCGCUCACGCCGAGGUGGAGGUGGACAAUCCCCCCAGGAUGCACUGCAGCACAGAGGGCGAGUGGCUGGUCCCCAUCGGGAAGUGCACGUGUGGUCCCGGCUUUGAGGAGAAGGACGGGGGAUGCAGAGCUUGCCUUCCUGGAUUUUACAAGCUCUCCCUGCGUCUCCCUCUCUGCUCUCCUUGCCCUGAGCACAGCUUCACGCAUGAGGAAGCCUCCACGUUCUGUUCGUGCCAGAAGAACUAUUCCAGGUCCCCGUCAGACCCACCAUCUGCCUCCUGCACACGCCCGCCCUCGGCCCCGAGGAACCUGGUGUACAGCCUGCGGCGCUCCUCGCUGGUGCUGGAGUGGAGCGCCCCGGCUGACGCCGGCGGCCGCAGUGACCUGACCUACAGCCUGUGGUGCGGCCGGUGCCCGCCGGCACCGCGGGGCCGCUGCCAGCAGUGCGGCAGUGGCGUGGGCUUCGUGCCGCAGCAGACGGGGCUGGUGGGCCGCACCGUCACUCUGGUGAACCUGCUGCCCCACGUCAACUACACCAUCCGUGUGGCCGCUGUCAACGGCGUCUCCGGGCUCUCCCCGCUGGUGGGACAGGAAUACGCUGAGGUCAACGUCUCCACCGGCCCGGCAGCACCGACUCCCAUCACCGACGUCCGCACGGAUAAAGUUGAGCAGAAGAGCAUCUCAUUGUCGUGGCAGGAGCCGGGCUUCCCAGUGGCCAACAGCACCGAGUAUGAGGUCAAGUACUAUGAGAAGGAUCAGAGAGAUCAAAGUUACUCAACUGUGAAAACCACCUCAACAACCGUGACAGUCAAUAACCUGAAGCCUGGAACCCUCUAUAUUUUCCAAAUCCGGGCAUCUUCCUCGCCUGACUAUGGAAACUACAGUCCCAGUAUUGAAGUGGAGACUCUGGCAGAGCUGACCGUGGCCUCCAGCGAGCAGAGCCCUGUCCUCCUGGUCACGGUGGGGACCAUCGUGGGGCUGACAGUGCUGGUGUCUGUGGUGAUCGGCGGGAUGGUCUGGAGGAGACAGUGUGGGUACAGCAAAGCCAGCCAGGAUGGGGACGAGGAGCUGUACUUCCACUUUAAAAUACCAACCAGGAGGACGUACAUUGACCCCGACACUUGUGAAGACCCCAUGCAGGCUGUGCACCUCUUUGCCAAAGAGCUGGAUAAUGCUAACAUUAAAAUUGAGAGGAUCAUUGGGACAGGAGAGUUUGGAGAAAUCUGCCGGGGCUGCCUGAAGCUGCCCAGCAAGCGAGAGCUGCCCGUGGCCAUCCAGACGCUGCGGGCCGGGUGCUCCGAGAAGCAGCAGCGGUCCUUCCUGGCAGAGGCCUGCACCGUGGGCCAGUUUGACCACCCCAACAUCAUUCGCCUGGAGGGGGUCAUCACCAGAGGGAGCACCAUGAUGAUAGUGAUGGAGUUCAUGGGGAACGGCGUGCUGGACUCUUUCCUCAGGAAACAUGAGGGACAGUUUACAGCCACCCAGCUUGUUUGCAUGUUGCAGGGGAUUGCCUCUGGUAUGAAGUACCUGGCAGAGAUGGGUUACAUACACAAAAGCCUUGCUGCCCACAAAAUCCUUGUGAGCAGCAGCUUGGCUUGCAAAAUAACUGGUUUCAGGCAGCCACAAGAAGAUAAGAUGGAGACCAUCUUUUCCACCAUGCGUGGGAAGAGCCUGGUGCUGUGGUCGGCCCCUGAAGCCAUCCAGUAUCACCACUUCAGUCCAGCCAGCGACGUGUGGAGCUUCGGCAUCGUCAUGUGGGAAGUCAUGUCCUAUGGCGAGAGACCCUACUGGGACAUGUCCAACCAGGACGUGAUGAAGGCCGUGGAGGACGGGUUCCGCCUGCCCGCCCCGGUGAACUGCCAGCCGUCCCUGCACCAGCUGAUGCUCGACUGCUGGCAGAAGGAUCGCAGCCAGAGACCCAAGUUCUCGCACAUCCUCAACAUCCUGAGCAAGAUGGUGCAGAGCCCGGAGGCCCCACAGUGCCCCAGCUCCACCUGCAGCAGGUCCCGCAGCACGUCCAUCCCUCUGGCCGAGAGAACCUUCUCAGCCUUCCCAUCUUUCAGCUCUGUGGGCGAGUGGCUGGAGGCAAUAGAAAUGGGCAGGUACAAAGACAACUUCACCGCUGCGGGCUACUGCUGCCUGGAGUCAGUGGCCAGGAUGACAGCCCAAGAUGUCCUCAGCCUGGGCAUCACGCUGGUGGAGCACCAGAAGACCAUCCUGAGCGGGAUCCAGACCCUCCGGGCCCAGGUGAUCCACAUGCAGGGCCGAGGGGUGCAGGUGUGAAGCAGCCGCGACCGACCUGCGCUCCCGGGGGGGGGACAGCCAGUGGCCCUGAACCUGCCCUAAGCUCUGGAACCUGCUGGUUUCAGGGGGGAUGUGGGAAUCACUGGGCUGCUGCCAAACCAGUCGUUCCUCAUGGAAGGAGAGCAUGGCCAGCAGGGCUCUCCCUAGCACUGUUUUGUAAGAUGAGUCGAACUGUAACUCCCAUGGUAAUGAGGUUAACAGGGUCGAUGGACAUUUGUGCACUGUCUUAAUCCAGAGCUGACAACAUUUUCAUACCUAGCAUCCUACUGGUGAAAUCCAUCCAGCUUUUUAUACAAGCUGACAUGUUCUAGCAACCCCACAAGGAGCUUUGAUUGCUUUUAUUUUUAGAGACCAGAGCUCAGCUCACACCCAAGGCCCAACUUCUGGAAGGUGACUUUCCCCAUCUGCUCUGCUGAAAGGAAACUCUUUCCCAGCCGGGUCCCUUCCGCUCCAAGAGUCACUUCACUGAGUCUUGACACCACAGUUGGUGAACAAAAACAAAUAUUCUCCACUGAAGUGCAGAGCAAAUGCUGCUGAAUGUUUCUAAAGCUCUCUUGACAUGACAAUUUCAGGAGAAGAAAUGAAAAGCUUUGAUGAAGAGAGCCAUGGGUGCCAGUUUUCCGCCACAGGGCAGAGGUCUAUGCUUGCAGUGCCAGCACAUCCCAGCAUCCAGGUCGGGGGGGGGGCUGUGCCCAAGGGACCACACGUCCCUGCAGGAUGCUGGGCUUGGGCAGAGCUGACUGUUGCAUCCAUGGAAUCCCUGAUAUUGUGCCAUGCAAUCCAGGCAAACCAGGCACAUCAGCACUUCAGUGCUGCCUGCCAGCACUGGCAGCUCCCACUGGUGCAGGCUUGAUCCCUGACAGAAGACAAAAAUAGCAUCUGCUUAAUAAUACAAAUUUCCUUGAAGUUAGUUAAUUAAAUGGGUCUUUGCAGCCUUGUACAGAGUUUUGUAGGCCUUUUAUUAUCAUCUAUAAGUAUUGCAAGUGAAUUAUUAACGAUGAAAGGAAAAGAUUUACAAAAGGAAUGCAUGCUGUGGGAGAUGUUCACACUGCGGCUGGAAAUCUGUUCCAGUCAGACCUUCCUGUGAGCCUGCUCAGAGGGGAGGGGGAUCUGUGGUGCCUGAGGCAGCCCUGGUGGGGCUGGCCCUGCCCUGUCCUGCCUGGGCAUCUUCCUUCUCCCUGGGUCCAGCAGAGCAGCUGCUCUGCAUGGCCAGAGGUGCUGCUGGGUGUCCUGGCUGGCAGCAGGCGAGGGCUGGGUGCGUUCCUGGGAGUUCACUGCUCUCUGGGAUAAACAAGCUCUCUCCUUUCUGCCACUUCAGCAGUUUAAACAACAUUCCCCAAUGUCACUUGGUUAGUUUUUUAAUGGAAAUAAUUUGUCUAAGUCAGGCCCUUGCCCAGUCCAGCUGGUCACUUGCCAUCCUGCUAUUUCACACCCAGAGAGUGAUAAUGGUGAACAAAAACCUUAAUUUGGUGGAAAUGCCGGAUCCCAAGGAUCAAGUGCAAUUUGUAUGCUCUUUAUGUUUACAUUUUAUCUAUAGAGAAAGAAUAUUCUAGUUCUCUAGGCAGGGACUUGAACCAACUUGAUUCCAGAUCCUCUCCAACCCCCUUCCCUGCUCUUGUCUGCCCGCUGAGAUUUCCAGCAGCCUCCUUUGUUGGGAGGUGACUGUUGGAGGGAGCAGAGGGUCCUGGGUAGUGGCCAUGGGGGCAGGUCCCUGCCCUCCCACUGCCCCAGAGCUCUGCCCAGGGUGGCAGCCCCAGAUCCUCCUCUGCCCAUUGCUUGUGUGAUAUACUUGCUCUGUGCAAGCACUCCAAGACAAACGAGGCCAUCUUCCAACCAUUUCUUUAGUGUUUCCCCCACUGAACUAGGCUCCUCUGCUACAUUCUGUAGGACAAUCAGAAUUGAAGGCCUAGUUUCUUCCUCUGAGUCUCUUUAACUGUUCCCAAAAGAAAUUCAGUGUUUAAUUAAACCAGGACAAUUACUUUUCUGAGUUACUCUGGUGAGGGACUCAGAAGAAGCUGUUUCUUUCAGACUCCAUGGUUCUGUGGAUGGGACUGUUCUCUAUUUCAGCAGGUACAAGGAGGAUUUGCUUUCCUGGCCUCUCCUUCAAGAAAGAAAAGAAAAAGUGCAUAAUGGAAGUAUGCUUUCUAGCUUAGCUUGCUGCAAUAGUAAACGCUUUUGAUUGAGCUUCUUGUCAGCACUGAAGAUAAUAGAAUGAGCAGAUUAAACAGUGCAGACCCCAUUUCCAGUCUUGUGUCUUCAGAGCUGGAGCCAGCACUGGGGGGGCAGCUGGACAUGGCACCACGGGCAGAACACGGGGCCUGGCCCCCCAGCACAAAACCAAAACUGGGAUCAAGUUGGUUCUUCUCCAGAUGCUUUUUGAUAUUCAUUAACCAUGUGUUAUAUACUGUAAAUACAUACUUGAGAAGUCAAUAUAUAUUUUUAUAAGCUUGAAACAAAUGUAAUAUAUUAUCAUAAGGGACACUGUGUGCAUUUCAUGUUCCAACUAUAGUCAGACACCUCCAGGGAAUCACUGUUGGUUUGGAAUAAAUAAUUAUAGUAAUAAUGAAAAUGGUAAUAAAGAUCUAUUGACAUUUUUGUUAAUUUUGUAUUUAUUGAGCUAUGUUUAAAGAUUGCAAUAAUGAGAUACCUAACUACUUAAGUAAAAACUACCAC